Messenger RNA from Aspergillus affinis, 993 nucleotides. Its product is annotated as ubiquitin-conjugating enzyme E2. The transcript has a single exon. The record is from RefSeq and is a predicted model, not a curated record. NCBI's taxonomy places the organism in Eukaryota, Fungi, Ascomycota, Eurotiomycetes, Eurotiales, Aspergillaceae. The coding region runs from base 1 to 993 and encodes 330 amino acids.
AUGCCCCCCUCCCACAAACGCCUCCUCAAAGAAGCCACCGAACUCUCCACCUCCCCAUCCCCCCAUUUCCACGCCGCCCCGGUCCAAGACAACCUCUACGACUGGCACUUCACGCUCGCCGGCCCACCCUCCCCAUCGCCCUACUCGGGCGGGAUCUACCACGGCCGAAUCGUCCUCCCGCCGACGUAUCCGCUGCGUCCGCCUUCCUUCCGCUUCCUGACCCCGACGGGUCGCUUCGAAGUCAAUCGCGAGAUCUGUCUCAGUAUUUCGGGACAUCAUGAGGAGUCCUGGCAGCCUGCGUGGGGGAUCCGAACGGCGUUGAUCGCGAUAAGGAGUUUUAUGGAUGGUGAUGCGAAGGGGCAGGUUGGGGGGUUGGAUGUGCCCGAGGAGGUGAGACGGGAGUAUGCGGGGAGGAGUGGGGCGUGGUGUUGUGAGGUUUGUGGGAGGAGUAAUGAGGCGAUUCUUGGGGAGUGGAGGGGGGAGUGUAAGGAGAAGGGGGUUGUGGUUGAUGGUGAUGAAGUUGGGGAGGAGAAGGUGGAGGGUGAGCAGGGUAAACUGGACGAUUCGAGUUCGAAUGACAAGGAGAAGGAGAAGGAGGGUCUAUCGGAGCAGGUCUCGGUCUCUCGGGGUGAUGAGGUUAAGGGUUCUCAACUAGAUGCGGGUUUAUCUGCAGAGACGAAGCAGCUGCUGCUGCCACUGCAGGAACAGCAGCAACCAUUGUCUGCAGAUGUACCUGCAUCUACGUCCACGUCCACGUCAACGUCGGCACCGGCACCGGCACCGGCACCAGCAUCACCACAGCCUACUACAUCCCCGACAACGACAACAUCCACACCCACAAGAACAACACAACCCGCUAUCAUCCCGCCCGUCUCCCAAUCUACCAAUCCUCAUACACCGCAAGACAAUCCCUGGCUGGACCGCGCGAUCAUCGGGGUUCUGAUCGCGCUGGUGUUUAUGAUCCUGCGACGAGUUGCAGGUACAGAUGAUUAA